AUGGCGAGAAAACGAAAAUCUGCCGACACGGCGUCCAAUCGUCCUGCAAAGCAACAGAAACCGGCCAAUCAUGACUCCGGCCGCCAGCAGGAUCUUUUGUCCUCCGUCCACCAUGCUGUGCUGUCAUCCUACUAUCCAAGAGUUUGCACGCUGAGAAGUUACCUUCUGGCAGCCUUGCCUGUCACGUCUCGUGUUCGAAGACAAAAACUGUCAGUGUUUGGAAAGGGCAAUGCCACUGCCUUUCUUGACACCUGCCUGGUUGGCGUUCUCAAAGGCACUUCGGCUUCUGUCAAGGAAUCGCGAAAAAUCGACUUUGCUACCUUCACUCAGAGCCAAUCCCGUGCAACUGGCGCUUGCACAGGCCGAGCGCAGCCUUUUUGCAUAGACGAGAUAGUCGACUUCGUCAUUUGGUCGCUCUUCAAAGAUAACUUUGCGCAAAGGGUUCGACCUCACCACAUUCUUUGCCAUGGUCUCCAAAGAGGCAGACCUCCGGAUCAUGAGUAUCAGCGUGGGGAAUCGGCAACUUUUUUGCCUGGAAUUGUCCGAAAACAUCCUAACGAGAAUCUAAUGGCUUUGAAAUCCUCCCCUUGGUCUGAUAUCAUAUCUUUGUUGGGGGUAGAUGGUGAGGUGAUUUUCUCAAGUUUGCUCCUAGAUUGUGGCCUCUUCAUACGGAUAGAGAGUGGGACGGACAACUAUUUCCAAUUGAGCGGCAUUCCAAUCUCCGAGCUGCCUCGGAUUCAAACCGCUCGUCCAAGGGAAGCUGUUUUGCCAAAUAGACGAGAUACCCAAAGCUUGAAUCUCGGGAACAUACGUUUCGUGAGAAACCGCAUAUUAUAUGCUAGACCGUUGUCUAACGCCGUCGGCAAGGUCAAGUUCGGACUUCACCAUACUCAUAUUCUGCAAAGAUUGCCGGAUGCAAGGCAACAGCAUCUAGCGGUCCAUCUUUUGAAGUACGUCUUCCCACGUCAAUUCAAUCUACACAAUGCUUUCACCUCACUGGUUCAUUCAAGCGAGACGGCACAUCAGUUCAAGGACUACACAGUCCGCGAACAGGAAAUCAUCAGGCUGAGAAAGAAAUCCUUGACGUGGGCUCCGCGUCGCCUUCGUGGCCAGCCCAUGCAGCUUGUGCAGAAGAUUCAUCAGAAUCACAGAUCAUGCUCCUACAGCCAGCUUCUGAGACAUUACUGCCCUCUUGGUUCUACGGGUUGCGAAGAUUGUGCUGUUCAGAGCGACGAAACACCUUCGUUUAUGCGGGGCUUGGAACUGUUCGCCACACAGAUCGUACCAUCUGAGGGGCCUCAAACGGAUGCGGACUUGGUUUCCAACGGCAAUGAUGGUGAUUCUUCAUUCCUGCAACAUUCAACUCCUGUGGCUAGAGUAUCGGCAUUUUGUCGCUCUGUCAUCUCCCAUCUGCUCCCACGCCACGCAUUUGGGAGCGGUCUAGAAGGUGAAGUGAAUCAUGGCGUGAUGAUGAAGAAAAUCGAUGAAUUUAUUCGAAUGCGCCGAUUCGAGAGCAUGAGCUUGCAUCAAGCUGUCCAAGGAAUCCACAUAACAUCGAUUGCAUGGCUUUCGAGACCGAAAAGCCUCCAUAGGAAAAUGUCCAGGUCCGAAUUCACAAAGCGGCUCGAGAUCUUUCACGAGUUUAUCUACUAUCUUUUCGACUCUUUGCUCAUACCGGUCAUUCGAGCGCACUUUUACGUUACCGAGAGUUCUACUCACCGCCAUCGGUUAUUCUACUUUCGGCAGGAUAUAUGGCGCAAACUCUCUGAGCCUAGCCUUGCAACGUUGAAGUUGACCAUGUAUGCUCCCAUCAGACCCGGCGAAGCUCGGCUCAAGCUACGAUCUCGUGCCUUGGGAUACAGCCACCUUCGACUCCUGCCUAAAGACCAAGGUGUCAGACCCAUUACGAAUUUAAGGCGGAGGCAACCGAAGCUGGAUUCUGGGAAAAGACUCCUAGGAGACAGUAUCAACACCCUGCUUGCUCCUGUCUUCAGUGUGCUCAACUUUGAACGAGGACGCAAUUCUGCGCCAUUAGGCUCUGCCUUAUUAUCAGUUGGCGAUAUUCAUGAAAAGGUGGCAGAAUUCAAGAAGGCAGUUCGCUUGGGAGCUCGCCUUUUUUUUGCCAAGGUGGAUAUCAAAUCGUGCUUCGACACCAUCCCACAAGAGCCUCUGCUGCAAAUGGUCAACUCCCUGUUUAUGGAAACAUCGUACCGGACAACAAAGCAUCUUGAAGUCAAAUCGAGGGAUACUAGACAGCAAAUGGGUCAAGAAGGUCUAACGCGCCGAUUCGCUAGUAUAGCCCGCCCAGCUGAUAAUCGCGCUGUGCUCUCGGAAAAUUCAGUUUCCAAUAUAGCAUCCAAGAAGGGUCAUGUCGUGUUUGCGGACACCGGGAAUAACAGAGUAUGGAGUCGAGAGUCGUUGCUGAGACUUCUUCGAAUUCACGUGGGAGACAGCAUGGUCAAGAUCGGCAAAAAGUACAUGAAGCAGAUUGACGGCAUCCCUCAAGGUUCAGUUCUCAGCGGUCUUCUGUGCAGCUACUUUUACGGAGCGUUCGAGCAGAAUGAAUUAGGCUUUUUGGCGCCGGAGUCGUGCUUGCUAUUGCGGCUCAUUGACGAUUUCUUGUUGGUCACGACAGAUGACAAGCUUGCUCGACGAUUUCUGGAAGUCAUGGCCAGUGGUGGCCAGGACUACGGGAUCCAGGUCAACGCCGAAAAGUCGCUGGUCAACUUCGAUGUGACCAUUAACGGUCAGAAAGCGCCACGAGUACACGGCAGUACCUUCUUCCCAUACUGUGGAAUUGGCAUCAAUAUGGAGACCUUGGAGUUGAAAAAGGACAGAGCGAAGAAGGAUGCAUUUGUCAGCAAUGCUCUAACCGUGGAGAGCUGUUCGAGACCAGGAAUGACCUUCAGAAGGAAAAUAUUGACGUCUCUCAAGCUGCAGAUGCAUUCGAUGUUGCUGGACAUGUCGCUGAACAGCCGGAGCCAAGUCGUCUCGACAUUGCUUGGGAACUUCACCGAAUCAGCAAUGAAGAUGCACCAAUAUGUAACAGGAUUGGCAGCAAGAAGACCACCAUCGCAGAAGUUACUUCGAAGCCUGAUUGAAGAUCUUGUGUCGGCAGGAAACAAGAUCUGCUGUGUGAAGAAUGGCGACAAUCCGCAGGUCAAGCAAAUCAGCCGGAGGCAAAUGUGCUGGAUUGCAGCGGCGGCAUUUGAAAGGGUUCUUCAGUGCAAACAGAGCCAGUACAAGGAUCUGCUCAUUUGGCUGAGGUCCUUGCGAGAAAGCACACAGGCCAGGAUGAACAUGGAACAGGCGGCCAUUGCACGACUUCUCCAAGAAAACGAGAGCGCGUUUCGCAAUUAUGUUUUUUGA
Molecule: messenger RNA, 3369 nt
Organism: Cladophialophora psammophila CBS 110553
Lineage: Eukaryota; Fungi; Ascomycota; Eurotiomycetes; Chaetothyriales; Herpotrichiellaceae
Exons: 2
Coding region: 1-3369 (1122 amino acids)
Biological process (GO): telomere maintenance via telomerase
Cellular component (GO): telomerase catalytic core complex
Molecular function (GO): telomeric repeat DNA binding; telomerase RNA binding
Source: RefSeq, a predicted model, not a curated record